AAAAAUGUAACAGAUAACUCAUUAGAUCUAUGCAAAAAGAGUUGCCUUGCAAAUCAAUAUAACUCCAAUUCAAAUUUGCGUGCUUUAGCGGAUGAGGUAGCUGAAAAACAUGACGAAAUCUGUGACUUAAGGCGACGAAUUAGCUGCUUAGAGGAUGAGAUACAGAAGGCGCAACAAAAGAUUCAGCUAAAGGACAAUGUUAUAAAAGAGUUGCGAAAUGAUUUGAAACGUGUCAAUACCAAGCUAAUUGAUAACGGUUUAAGUAUUUGUGGUACAUGUGCCGGAGCUUCGUCCAAUUAUAGUAUGCCACCGAUCAACUUGGAGGAACUGUCGUCACGAAGUGCUUCGACACAAGUGUCUGCUGGGUUAAUGUCAUGCAACCAGGUUUCAUUUAUUGCUGAAAAUUUGUCAUAUGAUUCAUUGAGUAAUGCCGGUCAAGUGGAACAACAAAAGCUAAAAGCUCUAGAAAUUGAAUUAAACGAACUUUUUCAAGUUACCAAGGAGUUUAAAAGCCAUAAUCUAGAAUAUCAUCGAAAGCGACUGUCAGAUAUUUUAAAAAAAUCAGAAAGUGAAAAAGCAGAAGCCUAUAGAAAGUUAGACUCCAUUCGCAAGCAGCUCAUUAACUUAGAAGCUUCUACCGCAAUGUCGUUUAAAAGCUGCUCCAAUGAUUCUGAUUCAGGCCUUAGCUCUAAAUGCGACAGUGAUCAGGAUGCUAAGAUAUUUGAUGCUCUUCGAAAUCGUUUACAACGUCUAAAUGAAAUGAACAUGACAUUGAAUCAUCGCGUUCAGGCGCUUACAAUUGAAAAUAAUGAACUUUCGACAUGCUUAAAAACAGAGCAGACUUUUGCAAAGAGGAAUAGUGAUACACUAAAGACUCUAGCUGAUAUGAUUUGUGGAAUGGAAAACACAUUAAGCGUUGCGAAUAAUGCAGUAUCGUCAAGGAAACUUGCAAAUCAGCUGGGAAACGAGGGAAUAUCUUACAUUUCAAAGUCCGGCAAAUUAAUUUCCGCGCGGGUAUUGCGUAAAUUGGAAACUUGUAGGAAAAACUGCGCUUCUAAAAUAUCUUAUGACCAGCAAAAAGAAAUACAUAAGGCUUAUUGGACACACGGGUCAUAUCGUUUGCGAAGAGCAGGUGGUGCUGCGUUGAUUGAACUGCAGACUACUAAAACCAUUAAGCGGUUUAAGUCUGCU
Messenger RNA from Bactrocera latifrons, 1191 nucleotides. RefSeq lists its product as uncharacterized. The record is from RefSeq and is a predicted model, not a curated record. NCBI's taxonomy places the organism in Eukaryota, Metazoa, Arthropoda, Insecta, Diptera, Tephritidae.